AAGCCCGUAUUUAAGAUGGGCCAAAAAAAACUAGUUUUACCUUUAAUUUUUUACCAUUUUUAGAUUCUCAGCCCCUCGACGAAACCGACCACACUCAAACAGUGAAACCCUAACACAAAGACGCUGUAUCAACCGCCCUCCUCACUGGUGUCGUUCAGUCGCCGGCCACCGUAUUCUCCGCCGCGUCACCGCAACCGAAACCCUAUCUUCUGCCUCUCUCCGUCUCUUUCCAAUUUCCGCCAGAAUUUCAGAGUUUUAAGAAAGUGCAAACCCUAAUCUACUAUGAAAAAAUCCAAAUUUAAAGAGGGUCCAUUAAUGGGGUUAUCGAAAGAUCUGAUUCUUGAAAUCCUGUUUCGAUUGCCCGUCAAAUCGUUAGGAAAGCUCAAAUGUGUCUCCAAGAAAUGGGAAAAACUAAUCUCAAACCCUGGUUUCGCCAUAUCUCAUCUCGAAUUUUCAAACUCUACUACUCCACCCUUAACCGCUGCUAUGGUUCAGUAUAACAGCAUAUGCUCGCUUAAUUUUAAAAGCUGUACUGAUAUCACCGAGGGAGUAAACUUAACCCGGUGGGGUCGACAAUUCGACGAUGCUAACGUUUUUGACGAGCGUUACUUUUUCAUGAUUGGGUCAUGUGAUGGUCUUCUUUGUCUUUACAUUAAGGAGACAGAUAAGAGGAAACAAGCUGAUGAUUUGAUGUAUCUUUGGAACCCUAUUACCAACGAAACCAGAGAAAUCUCAUUGCCUGUUGGCGGAAAAUCCACUUAUGUUCAUGUAGAUUCUUGCUGGUUCGGCUUUGUUAACUCUACAAAUGACUACAAGAUCCUUUUGGUUUGUACAGUGUAUAAGCCCCAUCGACAGUACAUGCUUAUGUACUCGUUGAAGAAUGAUAGUUGGAGAGAGAUACGUGUUAGUGGUGAAGAUUUGUCUUCCAUUUCAGGAAAUGUCUCAGUUUUUAUGGAUGAUGCAUUGCAUUUCCUUGGUCAUAGAUGCAUACUUAAAUUGGAUUUGGUUAGUGUAACUUUUGUGAGGAUACCCUUUUCAAUUAUGCCUGAGUCAUUUCCGAGUGUCGAUCAAAUGUUGCUCGGUGUCCUUGGAGAAUAUGAUUGUCUGUGUGUUGUGUUUGUACAUUACUCCAAUAAAGGCUUGGGGAAAGCCUACGAGGAAGAUUCCGAGGAAGAUUCUGAGGAGGAAGAUUCUGAAGAUUCAGAGGAGGAAGUCAAGGAAGAGGAAUGUAUGUUAGAGAUGUGGGUGUUGGAGGAAUAUAACAACUGGAAUUCUUGGAAGAAGAUGUAUAGAAUUGAUUUGGAGAAGGAGAUUGCUGGACUCUGCACCAAAUUGAUAGGGCUCACGUACAAUGGGAUUAUUUGCAUUCGAACUAUGAAUGAUGGGUUUGUUGUUGUUGACCCAAGUUGGGAUCCACCUUCAUAUGUCAUUGUGAGGAAACAUUGUGAAAAGGUUCACAAUGUGGCUGAUUAUGUGGAGACUCUCGUUUCUCCAUUUUCUCCUUUUGCUUCUGAUGAUGAUGAUGAUGAUGAUGAAGAAAGUGAUGAUGACGAGGAUGAUAGUGGUGAUGGUGGUGGUGAUGGUGAUGAUGAUGAUGGUGGUGGUGUUGGUGGUUGUGAUGAUAAUGGAAUUAAUUUGACUUUGAGUUUAUAGAACUUCUUUUUUACUUUUCCAAUUAAGCUGCAUUUGUAGUAUACUAACUGCUAUCUUACUUUCACAUGACUAAUCCAUCAGUGAGUCGGAAUAUGCAUUGUGGAUCAUCUAACUGCUUUUGUAGGAUCCUUAACUUUAGAAGUGGUGAAAGUUGUCGACGAGAUUUGUUGUCAGCAGCUUGCAACUAAGAAGUUUGUGUGUUACUCCGGUUUCUCUAUCCUGAGGUGGAAUCUGAUAACUUGGAGCUGAACGUGGCGUUACAAGAACGGUGUGAAGGAAGAUCAUGUUUUGUUUAUGAUUUCUUCUCUUAUGCUUGUAAGUUAAGUUUUAUUAAGAUUAGUUUAUGCAUUUGCAAUAGGAAUCCCUUUCCAUUGGUUAGAAAACAUGGCUCUGGAAAUUGUACUUUUGGACAAGUUGGUGUUUAAGUGUAGCUGUGUAGGUGAUUCCUAUGCAUUCUGUCAAUUCUUUCUUUGCUGAUUAAUUGGUUGACUAUAUUUUGGUUUAUGUACGGAAUGCUUGUGUUGGGGAAUAUUGAAACAGAAGUUUGCUGCAGAA
This is a messenger RNA of Spinacia oleracea (spinach), 2208 nucleotides long. RefSeq names its product F-box/kelch-repeat protein At3g06240-like. The record is from RefSeq and is a predicted model, not a curated record. The transcript has 2 exons. The coding region runs from base 283 to 1653 and encodes 456 amino acids. Lineage: Eukaryota; Viridiplantae; Streptophyta; Magnoliopsida; Caryophyllales; Amaranthaceae. Gene Ontology annotation, molecular function: protein binding.